Hypomesus transpacificus is the source of this 1374-nucleotide messenger RNA. Its product is annotated as migration and invasion enhancer 1-like. The transcript has 4 exons. NCBI's taxonomy places the organism in Eukaryota, Metazoa, Chordata, Actinopteri, Osmeriformes, Osmeridae. The record is from RefSeq and is a predicted model, not a curated record. Gene Ontology annotation, biological process: positive regulation of filopodium assembly; negative regulation of apoptotic process.
CCCACUGUUAUACCAGAGCCUGGUUAUACCACUCUGUUUGAGUAACCCUGUGCAGCUGUAGGUUGGAGAGCAACAAACAAAAAUAUUUUUGUCGAGGAUACGGAAGUAUCUAAAGACAGUUAAAAAGCUAUGAGUGUACAAGUCAAAGUCGAAUACUGCGGCGGAUGAGGCUACGGACCCCGCUAUCAAGAGCUCGCGCGGGUGGUCACCGCCGAGUUCACUGAGGCGGAAGUGGUCGGGGUUGUUGGGAGACAAGGUAGCUUUGAGAUUGAAAUCAAUGGGCAGCUGGUCUUCUCUAAGCUUGAGACAAGUGGCUUCCCAUACGAAGAUGAUAUCAUGGAUGCCAUCCAAAAAGCCCACGAUGGAAAGCCAGUGGAGAAGGUCACCAAAAGCCGGCCACCUUGUGUCAUCUUAUAAAUCACAUCUCCUUUAGCUGCAACCUGUAACAUGCUGAUGAAAGGACAGCGUGGCCCAAUCACCAUCACCUCUCACCUUACUGGUACACGUAGGGUUUGUAGAGGACUCCACAUGUACAACACCAGCAAAGUUACAGCCUGAGACCACUGUAACCACUGCAUGGUAAUAUAAAGAUCUGUUGUGCCUUCUCUCCUCUCUAAUCCCAUUACCUUAUUGCCGGAGAUGAAUGACUACUGUAUCCUAAAGGUUAAAGGUUAUGGUAUGAGGCCUGUCCCGGUACUCAGUCUAUGGGAUAAGAGGCAGGGGAGAGGGUCUUUGUUGGAUGGGCUGAUAGGUUGGGGGUGAACUUCUAGAAAAUUCUUAAGCCUCAUUGCCUGGCAUGCAGUUACUGUUUGAUUAUCGGUCCAUUGUUUUCUUCAGGAUUAAUUUCUCAACAAGCUAUAGGAAUGCAAAAAAUAUAAGGUAUAUCAUGUAUGUUUUUGCAACCUUGACUAUGCCACGUUGCCAUGAUUUUAAGAUGGGUCAAAAUGCUUACCACGCUGUCUUCUGACAACUAAGUGGUACUCUUAGUUAAUUGCUAACUUAACUAUUAUUGAUUAUUAAAAGGGAGUUAACUUUUCUGAGUAUGCAGGUCUAAUGCAAUAUCCAAACCGUGUAAACAUUAAUAUGUUAACUCUUAAACUUGAAAUGUUAAUGCCACAAAACAAGUUGUACAUUUUAUACCAACUAAGUAGCUGUUGAAUUUAUUUUGUGACUUGCUGUGCUCUGUAGAAGUGCUCAGACAUGCAAAUGGUUCAUCAGUGGCAGUUGUGAAGACCACCACUCACUGUUCUUUCUGCUUCCGCUAUGAAACAUCCGCUGCUGUUUGUACGCACAGAUCAUCCUUGCAGAAUACUGUAAUAUUUGUCUAUUCUGGGCAGGCAAUACUGCUGGCAUUAAAUGAAGUUAUUUAUCUAA